This is a messenger RNA of Epithele typhae, 1026 nucleotides long. RefSeq lists its product as uncharacterized. NCBI's taxonomy places the organism in Eukaryota, Fungi, Basidiomycota, Agaricomycetes, Polyporales, Epitheliaceae. The coding region runs from base 1 to 1026 and encodes 341 amino acids. The transcript is spliced from 5 exons. The record is from RefSeq and is a predicted model, not a curated record.
AUGUACGGCUUCAACGUCACCAUGGAGACCUUCCCGUACGACAACCGCCCCGUCGCGCCCCUCGUGGACUACACCUUCGACCAGUGGUGGUUCCACGGCCAUCUCGACUACCCGCCGAAUGAGGGCGACUACUUCGAGCUCCCUGCCGGGCGUGCCGCCACAACCGAACUCGCGUGCAACAAGGGAAUCACCUCCUACUGGAACUCGUCCGAGGGGCACACCGACAUCCGCCAGGGCAGCAACCCCUGCCCGGGCGACGAAUUCCCCAGCGGAGCGAUGCACACGCUCGGGUUCGACGACCUCAAGGGCUGCGCGCUCGCGAUUGCGUACGAAAGCGACGUGAGCAAGAUACAGCCGGAGGACUUCACCGUCUUCAGCAUCAACCAGACCUGCGUCUGGACGCAGCUCACGGACUUCAGCGUCCCCGCGCGCAUGCCGCCGUGCCCCGAGGGCGGGUGCCACUGCGCGUGGUUUUGGAUCCACUCGGAGAAGAGCGGGGGAGAACAGAACUACAUGACCGGGUUCAAGUGCAAUGUCACCGGCGCAACGUCCGAAGUGGCGCUCGCAAAGCCCCAGGUUCCGCGGCGCUGUGGCGCCGACCCGGAGCACGGCAAGCCGGACGCGGACUUGGGAAACUGUACCUACGGUGCAAAGCAGCCGUUCUACUGGUUCCAGGCGGAACGCAACAACAUGUUCGAGGACACGUACGCGCCGCCGUUCUACCUCGAUCUGUACAACUUCAAAGACGGCGCGCAAGACGACAUCUUCGAGGGUUCGUACGACGAGGUCCCGGUUCCGAGUCCCGACCAGACCGCGAUUCCGACGCCGCGUCAGGCCCAGGCUACCGCGACGUCUGAGGCGCCCUCGACUCCGACAGACCAAACUCCGGUCAGCGUUCCCGGAAGGUGCCCGGUCUGCAAGCUGCACAGUUCUCAGGCAGAUACGAAGCAGUCCCUGCUCACCAUAUUUGGAGUGGACGCUCAGGACAGGAAGCAAAAAGGAUUCAGUCUUUGGCAUCCCUUUUGA